Molecule: messenger RNA, 1949 nt
Organism: Polyodon spathula (Mississippi paddlefish)
Lineage: Eukaryota; Metazoa; Chordata; Actinopteri; Acipenseriformes; Polyodontidae
Exons: 6
Coding region: 212-814 (200 amino acids)
Biological process (GO): signal transduction; regulation of T cell activation; T cell homeostasis
Cellular component (GO): plasma membrane
Molecular function (GO): kinase binding
Source: RefSeq, a predicted model, not a curated record
CAAGCCUGCACCUGCAAGACACCACCAUUCUGGGGUAUCAGCACUGUAGAGUGGAGAAUCAACCAGUAAAUACUAUAUCUAUAUGUAUACAUGUAUAUCUAUAUGUAUUGAAAUAUUCAAAGCAAUUCAUUUAGGAAGGUAUGAGUGGCUAACCUCCUACACAAAAAGGUACGGCUAACUUUUUGGAGAUCGUUCGGGGCCAGUAUAUGAAAUGGCAACUGGAAUCAAUAGCAACUGCACAUUUUGCUGUCCAGGUUACGGGGCUUUCCUGGGAUCCUAUCAGCUGUGGGUAGUGGUAGCUGUGAUUGGCUGUCUUCUAAUCCUGUCUCUGUGUUUGAACAUCUUGUGCUAUCUCUCCCAGUACACCACAGGGGGCGGCAACGCAUUCCUACCUCGGUUUCGUAGGAGUUUCAGUCUGAAGCUGAAGGACAUGGAAGAGAACCCCAUCUAUGGCAACAUCAACUACACACAGGGCCGGACUGAAUUCCCUCUGAACAGCUCCAGUACUAAUAGCCAACAACAGCAGAAAACCAAUCCACAGGUGGACUCUAGAAGAAGACAGGACUGUUAUGCCAACCUGCAGCUGAAGGCUCCAAAACCACAGUCCGGCCGCAGCUCUCCUCAGAUCCAGUACUCUGAUGUAGUGACUCUGCCACGGGUCAAACUGGGCCCAGAGUCCGGCUGGAGCCAGAACCAGGAGCCUACCCAUCCAGCAGAAGACACUACUUCCCUCCACUCAGACCUGUAUGCCUCAGUGGAGUCUGAGAGGGUCAAAGCCAUCUCUGAGAACAAGGACUAUGCCAACCGCAUCUGAAUAUGGUCAAAUACAUCUGAAUAUGGACUACAGCUGUUCAUAUAAAUCUGAAUAUGGACCACAGCUAGUCAAACACAUCUGAAUAUGGACCACAGCUAGUCAAACACAUCUGAAUAUGGUCCACAGCUAGUCAAACACAUCUGAAUAGGGACCACAGCUAGUCAAACACAUCUGAAUGUGGACCACAGUAGGGCAGACAAUGUAUAUAUUGACCACAGACAAUCUUCUCUUAUAUUAUAUUUAUCAGUGAGACAGAGAAGAGGACUGUACCAACCUCAGCUGAAUAUGGAUCACAGCUACUCACUGUAGAUAUGAACUAAACCAACCUUCUCUUAUAUUACAGUCUUCAUGUAGUCUGAGACAACAGUUUAUAUACAUGAACUGAUUUCUUUAAACUGGGCUGAUGCUGUAGAUAUGGACUGCCACAAUACAUCUUUUAUAUUAUAUACUGUAAUCUGUGAAACUGUUUCUUAGAAUGAGGGGCUAUGAUGAUUAUGAAUCUGUGAAUAUGAGGUGCAGCCAAACACAUGCUGGAUCGACUGUAAUCACACAACUCUUAUAUUGACUGACCUGUGAAGAGUUAUCUGUUACGAGUUUCUAGCUGACUGACAGCAAUUUCAUCUUGGUCUGUUCGCCAUGAAUAGAAACAAACAGGACUGAUUUCAAAGCCCUUUCAACUGCAGAGGGCGACUGAGAUGUCUUAUAUUAUCUGAGCAAAUAAACUGCAGCUCAUUUUCUUUUGAGGACCGUACAGAGCAGUUGAUCAUAAUCUCCCGUCCUGAUUUCAAUGUGAAAAAGGAAAAGCUGUUAUCUGACUGUAACCUGAGAAAAUAAAGUGUUAGUUAAUAUGGAAAAAGAAUACUGGAGAUUGAAAAUUAUAUGAUGUCACCACACCAGUAUAUAGAGAUUGCCAGAUAUAUUGUAUGAUAUAUGAAACUCUAUAUAGUAUGUUGCAAAAUAUAUUUCAAACGUAUUUCAAUAUGUUGAUAAAUACAUGAAAAGCGGCAACUCUUUAUUGCCCCAUAUAUUACACUAUAUAUUUGAUGAUACAGGCAUUAAAAGCAUUAUGCUGUGUUCUUGUUAUAAUGUGUAUAUAAAUGUAAAACUAGUAUGAAUAAAGUGAAAAAUUAAAAAA